Messenger RNA from Calypte anna (Anna's hummingbird), 1730 nucleotides. RefSeq names its product sushi domain containing 4 (gene SUSD4). The record is from RefSeq and is a predicted model, not a curated record. Lineage: Eukaryota; Metazoa; Chordata; Aves; Apodiformes; Trochilidae. Gene Ontology annotation, biological process: negative regulation of complement activation, classical pathway; negative regulation of complement activation, alternative pathway.
AUGUGCCAUGGGAAGCAGGCGAGCAGCGGCGGUGCUCUCCUGGCGGGGCGGCGGCGGGCGCUGUCCGCGGCGCUGUGGCUGCAGCUGGCGCUGAGCCUCGGCCCCCGGCCGGCGGCGGGCGGGUUUGAUGACCUACAUGCUUGUGCUGAUCCUGGAGCUCCUGAACAUGGAUACAAAACACCCAGUGCAGGUGUUUUCUUUGAAAGUGUGGUAGUCCGGUUUCAUUGUCAAGAAGGAUACAGGCUUAAUGGUACUUCAAAAAAACUGUGUGUGAGACACUUUAAUGGCUCCCUGAGCUGGAAACCAAGUGAUAAACCUGUGUGCCUACAAGAAGAUUACCUUGUUCCACUAGUUAGAGACGCUGAGAUUCAUAACAAGACAUACAGGAGUGGUGAUAAGUUAAUAAUCAGCUCUCAUGGAGGAUCCCAGAUCUGAUACCCUGACUUAGACAACAUGGUUUCAGUAUGUCAAGACAAUGGAACAUGGGAUAAUCUGCCCAUUUGUCAAGGCUGCCCGAGGCCAUUGGUUCUUUCUCAUAGUUACAUUAACAUCUCUGUGUUCAAGCCCUCGUUCCCUGUAGGAACAGAAUUAUCAAUGCUGUAUUAUCAAUGCUUUCCUGGAUAUAAACUAGAAGGGGCAGAGUUCCUUGAGUGUAUGUGUAACCUUCUCUGGUAAGAUAGCCCACCUAGGUGCCUUAAUGUGGAAGUUUGUCCACUACCUCCAAUGGUGAGUCACGGAGACCACAUCUGCCACCCACAGCCCUGUGAGCAUUACAACCAUGGGACAGUGGUAGAGUUUUACUGUGAUCCUGGUUAUGUCCUCACCAAUGACUACAAGUACAUCACCUGCCAGUAUGGAGAGUGGUUCCCCUCCUACCAAGUAUACUGUGUCAAAAUAGAACAAACAUGGCCAAAUACAGAGGAGACUCUCCUGACCACAUGGAAGAUAGUGGCAUUUACUGCUACCAGCGUUUUAUUAGUACUGCUUCUGGUUAUUUUAGCCAGAAUGUUCCAGACCAAAUUUAAGACACAUUUUCUUCCGAGAGACAACCAGGAAGGCUCAAUGGGUGACCCCGACUUUGUGGUGGUGGAUGGUGUUCCUGUCAUGCUGCCUUCCUAUGAUGAAGCUGUAAGCAGUGGCUUGAAUGCUCUGGCACCUGGAUACUCAGCUACCACAGCUCAGGGGCACGAUUUGCAGACAGAAGAUCAGAACCCUCCUGCUUACCCUGGCCCCAGGUUUACAGACAUGCUGCCUUGUGAAUCUGAGCCCUGUGACAGUAGGUUGGGCUCCUCUGAACUGCUCCAAAGUUUGUUCCCUUCCCCAAUGUGCCAACCAACAGCUCUUCCUAGUUCAGAUAGAACUGAUGGAUUCCACAGCACUGCUGGGGAGGAUGCAACUACAAGUCCAAGGAUUGAUAUUGCAGAUGACAUGCCUUUGAUGGAAGAAGACCCUUAGCCUACAAAUAGACACAUCUUCACCACAUUGCAGUGUUGGGUGACAUUAAUCAUGAGGAUUUAGAGAUAGAAAAGACUAUGUGGAUCUGGAGAGGGUAUUUUCCUACUUAUCAAUCUUCCACGUGAAGAUGUCACCAGAUUAGGUGUACAUCUUACUCCACAGCAUGAAUAACAGCAUCAGUAUUUGGAACAGCAACAGUUUUAUGAUUGAAUCCAGGGGAUUUGAUGAGAGCAGAUGUAGAAAAAGAACUGUGAUGUUUUAGAAAUGAAAUGUUU